Molecule: messenger RNA, 1383 nt
Organism: Diuraphis noxia (Russian wheat aphid)
Lineage: Eukaryota; Metazoa; Arthropoda; Insecta; Hemiptera; Aphididae
Product: sodium-independent sulfate anion transporter
Biological process (GO): transmembrane transport
Cellular component (GO): membrane
Source: RefSeq, a predicted model, not a curated record
ACUUGAUACCUACGUUUGCAACAUUUGUUUUAUGCCUGGGCAUUGGUGUCGAACUCGGAAUUUUAGUAGGUGUUGCCAUAAAUAUAAUGCUUCUUCUUAUACCAUCGGCUAGACCGUUUUUGCACAUUGAAAUGAAAAAGUUAAGAACUGGUCUGGAUUAUUUACUUGUGACUCCAGAGAAUAGUCUUUACUUUCCAGCUGUAGACUUCAUGCGAGCCAAAACGGAUCGAGCUGCUGUUAAAAUGGGACAGUCUAAACUUCCUGUUGUGGUUGAUUGUAAACAUAUACUUGAUGCAGACUUUACAGCUGCUAAAGGCAUUGCUGGAUUGAUAACAGACUUUAAAAGGCGAAAACAGCCGUUAUGUUUUUAUAAUCCAAGAAUAAGUGUAUUAGCCGUGCUACAGGGCGUGUGUGUGGAUGAAAUUGUUCACUGUUUCACAUAUGACGAACUGGAACAAACCCUAAAUGAUAUCAACUUUUCUGGAAAUCCAGCUGAAUUAAAAGACAUAGUACAUACAACAUCCCAGCAGUCACACGAAACUCCGCUUUUAAACAGAAGACAACAUUAAACACACAAUUUAUUUUAUAGUUUAUUGUUUUCCUUCAUAAUGAAUAAUUCUAUUGUAAUUUAAUUUAAUUUAUAUAGAAUCAUCAUAUAUGAGUGUUUUAGUUCAUGUACAGUUUGUCCCGAAAGGAUAUACCCAUUAGCUGUAGAGGGGUACUCACCGCCCGAAUAGAAAUAAUUUUUUUUGCCGUUUUAUCUAUAAGCUAAAAAAAAWUAUUAAAAAUCAUGUGAUUGAUAAAUAUAAAAUUUCGAAAGGUCAAAAUUUUCAGCAAAAUAAAUCCUAUAAAAAAGCUAUUUUUAUUUUUUUCAGAAAUUAAAAAAUUAAAAAAAUUUUUUUUUACUUUUUUCCAAAAAAAUAAAAUACAAGUAGCCUUUGUAUGUUUGAGCUUUAUAAAGAAAAGAAAAUAUUUAUUAUCUCAGGAGAUAAAUGGGUCUGAAUGGGAUAAAUCACCUCGCGGGACACUCUGUAUAAUGGAUAUAAUUAAAAUUUUUUUUAUGAAAUUUGUGUUAACAUUCAAUAAUGACAACUUUAUUUCAUUUGUACAAAUUUUGUCAAAAGUUAGAAAUUAAGGAUCAUUUUUUAUUAAUAUUUUAUUAUUUUCAAUAAUUGUAAUUUAUUUAUAUAUUUUUCUAAUAAUUUGUACACUUGUUCGUUGUACUAUACUUACUUGUAUAGUUUAUAUGAAUGUAUGACAAUAUUUUUAUAAAUGAGACGCAUAAAUAUUUUUCUAAGUUAAUCAAGUAAAAAAUGUCAAGAUCAUUUUUAUAACUGACCACCUAUUUUAGGUUUUAUUUUUGAAUAAUGUUGCAAAUAAAUU